AUGUCCGGCCUUCCUCCCAACAACGACAAGAACAAGAAGAGCGGUGGUGAGAAGAGGAAGUCGACGGCGCCCGACGACGUUGCGGGGAAGAAGAGGAAGACGAGGGCUGACGCCAGGAAGGAGAGAGACGGGUCCUCUCUCACACCGCUUCCUCUAUCCCCCGAGGAGAUGAAGGCGGAGGUCGCGCGUUUGGUCGAGGAGGGGGUGAAGGCGAGGAUGGCGGAGGAGAAGAAGAAGGAGGCGGCCGAGAAGAGGAAGAAGGAGGCGGCCGAGAAGAAGGCGAGGGCGGAGAAGGAGUCGGAGAGGAUCCGGGAUUUGGAGAAGGGGAGGAAGAGGAAGCAGGCCGAGGACCAGCAGGCCGAGAUCGCCCGGCAGGUGGACCUGGCGUUGGCGAGGGAUGGGAAGAAGAAGGAGGUCGAGGGGAAGGAGGAGAAGAAGGAGAAGAAGGAGGAGGAGAAGGACGAGCGCGGGCGUUCGUCGAGCAAGAUGGAGAGCGGGGAGCCCCUUGAGGGGGUCUCCCAAUACAAGAUGGACUUGGCAAAGUCCAUCCGCCAGUGGAAGGAGAACCACGGGGAGAGCGUGGUGGAGUUGUUGGGGGACGACCGGUGCGAGCCGUGCCAGAAGGGGCACCGAACGACCUCCGGGAAGCACGGGCCGCCAUCGGAGGCCUUGAAGGCGUUGAACAAGGAGUUCAACCGUUGUGUGAUCGGGUCGAGCGGGAGAUGCUCGGGGUGCCAGUGGAACGGUGGGGUGAAGGAGAAGUGCAAGUACCGGCGACCACCACCCGCCCCCCCCGCCGACGUCAAGCCCGACCUCCCGCUGGCAGGUCCCUACAGCCGAUUCGGCUCGGGACAUGGCUUUGGGGCCAACUUCGACGCUCCCCCGGCGCCCCCUGGUGGCUACUUGGCCGCCCCCCUCCUCCCCACCACCCCCCACCGCCGACCUGGUCUUACCGGCCUCGGGCUCCCCCUCUCCCCCGCCUCCCCCUCCACCACCGCCUCGACCUCGAGGAUCGCCAACAUCGGCGAUCGACUUACCGGGUUCAACGAGGAGCUCCAGCGGGCGAUGGAGAACGCCCAGUGGGCUCUCCAUGAGCAAAAUAUUGCUCAUUACUUCCCCUCGGUGCACGACCUCGUGCGGUGGUUCGUUGAUGCUGCGAAUCGCAUCACGGAGUCCGGCCAGGACUUGGGGAGGUUGACCAACCCCCGCCCGGACUUCUCUCGACGUUGA
Filobasidium floriforme is the source of this 1230-nucleotide messenger RNA. RefSeq lists its product as uncharacterized. Bases 1 to 1230 code for a protein of 409 amino acids. The transcript has 5 exons. Lineage: Eukaryota; Fungi; Basidiomycota; Tremellomycetes; Filobasidiales; Filobasidiaceae. The record is from RefSeq and is a predicted model, not a curated record.